AUGCCGCUUACUGGCUCCUGGAGUCUCAAGGCACCAGCAGGCUGUGCCGAGGAAGGAGGGGCUGGGCAUGCAGCCCACGGCCACCUUGAGAGUGAGGAGGGCCGUGGGGAGCGUGCAUGGUGUGGGCCGUUCCACCAGGGCAGCUGCUCCUCAGCCUGGAUUCCAUGGCCUGUGGGGUGGAGAAAAAAGUGUAAAACCGAUGGAGUUUUUGCAAGUUUCAACAAGUACAUGGAAAAUUACGGUGUAUCUCAAUGCCCUUUACAACCUUACUUCCGUAUCCUUCCAUUUGUCCACAAAAGCUGGUUUCUGGAAUUUGAGCUGAAAGACACUUUCCUUGCAAAGCUGAUCACACCAAGCACUCCUAAGCCCGUGACCGCCGUGUGCCUAGGACUGUUCGCCGUCGGGGUGAGCGGGAACGUGGUGACGGUGCUGCUGAUCGGGCGCUACCGGGACAUGCGGACCACCACCAACUCGUACCUGGGCAGCAUGGCUGUGUCCGACCUGCUCAUCCUGCUCGGGCUCCCCUUCGACCUCUACCGCCUCUGGCGCUCCCGGCCCUGGGUGUUCGGGCAGCUGCUCUGCCGCCUCUCGCUCUACGUGGGCGAGGGCUGCACCUACGCCACGCUGCCGCACAUGACUGCGCUCAGCGUCGAGUGCUACCUCGCCAUCUGCGCCCGCGUCCUCGUCACCCGGCGCCGGGUCCGCGCACUCAUCGUUGCGCUCUGGGCCGUGGCGCUGCUCUCCGCUGGGCCCUUCUUCUUUCUGGUGGGCGUCGAGCAGGACCGCGGCCGCUUCGCAGUCCAGGACUUCAACGGCACCACACAGCUCAUCCCCUCGCCCCGCCCCUCGCCGCUACCCCUCGGGUCCUCGGGAGCUCCACCGCUGUUCCCGCCGUCGGGACCCGAGGCGGCGGUGGCCGCCACGCUGUUCAGCCGCGAGCGCCGGCCGAACCCCGGACAGCUCGGCGCGCUGCGCGUUACGCUAUGGGUCACCACCGCCUACCUCUUCCUGCCCUUCCUGCGCCUCAGCGUCCUCUACGGGCUCAUCGGGCGGGAGCUGUGGAGGAGCCGUGGGCCUCUGCGAGGCUCGGCCGCCUCCGGGCGGGAGAAGGGUCACCGGCAGACGGUCCGCGUCCUGCUGGUGGUGGUUCUGGCGUUUACAGUUUGCUGGUUGCCUUUCCACGUGGGCAGAAUUAUUUACAUAAAUACCAAAGGUUUCUGCAGAAGCGGGGAGGCUGAGGACCCUGGAGGCAACACCGCUGGCUGCACAGAGACCAGCGCUAACCCACAGACGUCGGCAACCAGCGCGGCCAAGCACCGUGCCCCUGGUCCCACAGUGCUGGGACUAAAGGGAAAACUGCUCUGUAGGGAGAUAACCGCAAGAGGGGAACCAGAUGCUGUUAGGAAGAAAUGGAAAAAGUGGUUGACAUUUUGCAGGUUGGUCAACAACUUAGUAUGAUUUAAAGACAAAACCAACCAAACAAAAUAAAGGUAUGAGAUGUACCUAUCAA
Molecule: messenger RNA, 1510 nt
Organism: Vicugna pacos (alpaca)
Lineage: Eukaryota; Metazoa; Chordata; Mammalia; Artiodactyla; Camelidae
Source: RefSeq, a predicted model, not a curated record